UCUCCAGCGACACAUAAUGGUCAUUAACCAUGCUUGGGUCGAACCACGCAUUAUUCAGAAAUAUUUAGAUUGACAUAAUACAGCCCGGGCGCUACUUUUUCUGCUUGUAUUUGGAACGCAAAUGCUUGUCAAUUUGAGAUAUAAGUGAACAAUUUGUUUGUCAAAAAGGAGGUCUUAAGGAACGAAAAAGGCUGGCUAUACGACUGGUCCCACGACUGCCAGCCUCUCCUUACCAGUUAUAGUAAAGGAGGUUAGACCCGGACAACGGAUCGGCGUUACGGUAUCCACCGGUCCAGCCAGAUUGACUGACCUUGGACAUGGGAGACUUGUGAAUUACUCACUUAACUUUCCCCAAUUAUGUUUACAGAACUACGAAACCACGGCAAAGUUGGACCUUUUAUCAAAAAACAAAUUAGUUUUUAAUAAUAUGAACGAUUGACUUGGCAGCAAUCGGAUUAGUGUAUUGUUUCGCAGGGGCAUGUUUAUCAGAAUGUUAUCAUACCUAUCCUGCUAGGUAGGCCCACCAGGUCGAGCCUUACCUCUGGUGAAAGUGACAAAUACAGGUAUAAACUGGGAAGUUGUUACACAGCAAGACUUACAGGUGAGUGCUUCGGGAGUUGUUACCUGUAUACACACCUGGGAUGUUAAAAUAGGAAGCCAGACAGACAUACAGACGAAAUGGCCGCUAAUGAAUAUGGCAUCACAGGAAAGUAGCUGUGUUCCGCUCCGUCAUUCGAGUCUUCCCGGUGUUGUCCGUCUACCUAAGCGGUAUAAAGUAGAGGAGUCCCGAUCACUCGACAGUCGAAAAGGCAGCAUCGAUCAUCUUCGUGGGGCGGACAAAAUUGCGGAACGUCUUUCAGACCUGAGCCAGGCCUUACUAUGGAUUAAACAAGAAUUAAUUAUGCUCCGUCAGCAUGACAUCCUAUUGAAACGUCAGUUCUGUGACAUUCAUGAUACUAUAGUGUCACUAAACAAAGCGAAACGGAGGGCAGGCUUCCGGAAUAAACAGACACUGACCAGCUCCAACACGAGUUUGCAGUCCAAUACGAGUUUCCAGUCCAAUACUAGUAUUGAUAUUACCUUGGAUCUGGAAAACUAUGGCGUUAGGAGUGCCAACAGUGUCACGAUGUUAAACGAGGAGGAAUCAGAGGACGACGAUGAAAUUGAUGAUUUCCGCCCCCGGACUUGCUCAAUGAAAACAACGCGAGACUUGACAGCUCUCGCGAGAAGACGUGGGAGUAAGGAACUAAUAUAAGGGAAGCAGUAUACGAAGCAAACACCAAACCUUAUUAGGCACAUAAGGUUUUGAUAUUAACACGAUAAUCUUAACAUCAAAAUAUGGAACGUGAAUGACAUCAAACUCUCUGCUCAUACGUCAUUGAUUUUGUUCAACCAAAGCUAACUAAAAUUGAAAAGCAUGCCUUUUUGUUAUUUCAUAACGAGAGAUUUAAGUCAGAGAUAACUGAAAGUAUCAAAUCAACCCAAAGUGUCUUAGUGCUGGAUGUAGAAUGUACACGAAGAUAUAGCACUAUAUAUGUAUGAUGAAUGUUAAAGUCUGCGGAUCUAUGUGGAUUAGCCAAGUCAAACGUAUAUAGGGCUGACAAGGUUUUCUCCCUUUGCCAAGACGUACCAUAUACUACAGUCAUUGGCAAUGUGCUUCGUAUUGUUAAUAACUAUGAUCACCCUGAAUGAAGUAGUAAAUCAUUUGCUUCCCAUACCAUUCGCAGUCUGGUCGAGGUGUGAACACUAUGUGAAAGGCAGCUUAUCUCUUUUGACGCAACAAGGGAGGCAACUCUAACAGGGGACUUGUUUGUGAAAGAAAUUGUAUUGUACACAUUUAAUAAUACAUUUUUUUCAACAAAAUUGAUACAGUGGGAAUUACACAAUUGAAUUUUAUAUUGUGACGUUGUUUUUUACGCAAUAUACAAAUGUACCCAUCCCACUUAA
This is a messenger RNA of Mizuhopecten yessoensis (Yesso scallop), 1947 nucleotides long. RefSeq lists its product as uncharacterized. The transcript is spliced from 3 exons. Bases 689 to 1255 code for a protein of 188 amino acids. NCBI's taxonomy places the organism in Eukaryota, Metazoa, Mollusca, Bivalvia, Pectinida, Pectinidae. The record is from RefSeq and is a predicted model, not a curated record.